UGCCCUUUUAUAUGUGUGAAGACGACUACACAAUCAUUGCUGAUGGAGAAGGCUUGAUAGAAAUAAGAAACGCCGUCGAAUGCGAAGGCUUCUUGAACGUCUGCUGCAUAGCACCUCGUCCUACAACCCCCGAACCCCUCAAAAAAUCCACCAAACGCUGUGGCCUCCAAAACGACAAACCCUUCCCUUGGUCCUCCACCCUCCUCUACAAACAAUACCCCAACUUCGUCUCCUCUUACAAAUGUCGCGUCUCCCUCAUUCACCCAAAAAUCGCCCUCACCGCAGCCCACUGCCUCCAAGAAAAGGGCUUCUACCAAGUCAAAGUCGCCGGUUCCCUUCGCACCGUCGCCAACAUCACCAUGCACCCAUCUUUCAAAUGGGCGACUUUCCAGAACGACAUCGCUGUGCUGAUUUUGAACAAGCCCUUCAACGUGGAGAGAGUCAGCACGGUUUGUCUUCCGCCUCCAGGGAGUGUUUUGGAUGGCAUUAAUUGCACCACGGCGACUAGUUCCAAGGAGAAGGGGAAAAAGUUGGAAGUUAUUGGGUUGUCUGUGGUAGCCGGGGAUGAGUGUGUGGAGAAGCUGAGGAAGAGUAGGCUGGGAGCAAGUUUUGAAUUGCACGAGUCGUUUGUUUGUACUCGAGGAGUGGAGAAUGACACGUGUGCGGGAGAUGGGGGGAGUCCUUUGAUUUGUCCGGUUCCGGGAGUGCCGGGACGGUACCAACAAGCUGGAAUUGCGUCGUGGGGGAUUGGGUGUGGGGAUGGUAAUCCAGGGAUGUACACGAAUUUGGCACAUCUUAGAGACUGGAUAGAUGAAGUGGUUGUGGAGACUGGGCUUGAUGCAAGUUUUUAUAGAGUUUAG
This is a messenger RNA of Zophobas morio, 860 nucleotides long. Its product is annotated as phenoloxidase-activating factor 2-like. The transcript is spliced from 2 exons. Gene Ontology annotation, molecular function: serine-type endopeptidase activity. The record is from RefSeq and is a predicted model, not a curated record. Gene Ontology annotation, biological process: proteolysis. NCBI's taxonomy places the organism in Eukaryota, Metazoa, Arthropoda, Insecta, Coleoptera, Tenebrionidae. The coding region runs from base 12 to 860 and encodes 282 amino acids.